Messenger RNA from Macrosteles quadrilineatus (aster leafhopper), 4821 nucleotides. RefSeq names its product UV radiation resistance-associated protein-like. The record is from RefSeq and is a predicted model, not a curated record. The coding region runs from base 561 to 2483 and encodes 640 amino acids. The transcript is spliced from 10 exons. Gene Ontology annotation, cellular component: lytic vacuole; endosome. Gene Ontology annotation, biological process: SNARE complex assembly. Lineage: Eukaryota; Metazoa; Arthropoda; Insecta; Hemiptera; Cicadellidae. Gene Ontology annotation, molecular function: SNARE binding.
CGUAUUUAGAUGAUGAAGAAGUGUUAAGUGUUGAUAUCUUAUUUGUAUUGACCAUACAAAUAAUACUAUAUAGGGCCUACGGUAGUAGAAUUUCCCCUGAAGUGAUGAAUGUUUUUACGUUUAUAUUUUAGUCAUCCGAUGAAGGCUAGGCCUACCAGCCAACUACGAAGGCUUAACAGAAAAGACAAUAAUUUUUUAGACUAUUGUGCUGUGCUAGUGAGUGGGUCUGGGUUCUAAACAUCAAAAUGUACUAAACUUACUAGCAAGUGCCAACAACUUGUUGCAUUUUGUGCUUGUGUUAUGAUUGAAAAGCCAUAUUCAUUUACAAUGUAACAGCCUAAAUAAUGCUGUUUCUUAAGUUUAAUGACUAAGAACCAACUCCAAACCAGUGAAACAUUACGUUGGUUAGUCUAUGGUGAAACUAAAAUCUAACUAACACAAAUUUAGACUGUUAACUAUCAAGGUCUUCAAAGUACUACCAAUGCUCAGCUGGAUAUCUACCAAAGGGGAAAGCCAAUAUUGUAGUUAGGACAGAAUUAGGCCUAUUUCAUUUUGAAAUAAUGUCCAUUGUAUCUCCAAGGGCAACACUGAGAUGGAAAGAGUGGCUUCCUUUACUCACACAACAGCAACGUCUUCGCAACCUAAUACAAAUAAUUGGAUUCAAUGUCAAUCCCUUUGAGAAAUGCACUCAUUUAGUAAGAGGAGUGGGUAAAUUGAGCUACUAUUACACAUUACAUCUGACAACAAUGUCAGCUCCAUUUUAUACAAGUGAAAAACUUGAAAGUGAUAAUCCUAAAUGGGCGGAUAUUGAGAUCAGCCAGGCAAUUGGUCCUGCCACAGGGGUGGUGAUCAGGCUGUGGUGCCACUCAGUGACUGGGGAGGAGAGUACGGAGCUGGUAGUGGCUGUAUGGGGCAUCUACUUCAGCGGCUUGGCGUACAUCGGUCCAAGACUUGUCACCUCGGACCCGUCACAGUUCCACAGCAACACGCUCAUAUUGCACAUGCAGGGUGGAUACUUCACAGCACCUCACUGCUUCAAGGAGCCCAGAGUCGAGCCUCGACGCGUAGUCUCAGUGCUCAUGACCCCCGUAGAGUUACGUCAGAGCUACUCGGUCAGCCGACUGUUGAGGCUGCAUUCACUCCAGCAAGCUAUCAAGCAACAUUCAGUUGCAGCUGCUUCCCUUAGAGAGAGGAUCUCGGACGGAAGUUUGAGUGGGAGUAGCAGUGAAGGAAAGGAGAGCGCCAUGUUGCGUCGGGUGUUACAUCGUGCCAAGCCUACAGGUGCAACACCACGACUACAUCAACAGCUGACAGCUGUGAAACGAGAAGUGGAGGAGGUGAGGUUCAGAGUACAUCUGCUGACUCAUGAGAGGGAUAAGAAGAAGUCAGCCUUGCGCAGGCAGCUGGAGGACAAGAGUAAACUUACCGAUCGAAUGUUGGACGAAGAUUUAGAAUUGGUGGAAAAGAAUCGGAUGCUUCACAAAGAAAUGGAACGUCUGAAAGAUCUUAAACGUGUUUCUAUAGAUGCCAAAGAAAAUCUGUUUUCUGUCAACCAAAUGCUGUUAGCUCUGAGACGAAAGCGCAUUUCAGAGUUAAAUUAUAUAUACCCCAUCAGUCAGAUUGGAGACGACAAGUUUGCCAUCUGUGGAGUCCAUCUGCCCAACUCAGAAGACUUUGCUGGACAUGAUGAGAUUAUGAUCUCAGUAGCGCUGGGUUUUGUCGCUCACCUGGUCCAGAUGAUUGCAUAUUUCUUGCACGUUCCUCUUCGUUACUCCAUCGUCCACGCAGGCUCUCGCAGCAAGAUCAUCGACCAUAUCACUGACAAGAUACCUGAUAAGGAGAGAGAAUUUCCUCUAUUCUCUAAGGGCAAGGAUAAGCUUCAGUUCAACUACGGAGUGUAUUUGCUCAACAAGAACAUCGCACAGUUGAGAUGGUAUUGUAGCCUCACCACGUCAGAUCUCAGGUGUACACUGCCUAACUUGCUGGCUCUACUGAACCUCAAGCCCAGCCUCAGCGGGGCUGGACUGGAGGCAGGCAAGCGUACAAUGUCCAGCUCUACACUUGAGCUGCAGGGUGUGAGAGGCUUGCGGCCGCCUCAGGCUCCUCUCUGCUACUCCCUAGACAAGGGCUUGGACCGGCUGGACCACGGCAGUCCACGCCUAGUGCCUCGGCAACGGAGCAUCACACACAACAGCUCAGAGCCCAACGAGAUCUUGGUACCGCACAGUUCAGAAGACGACGGACAGCGUGAGUUCCUCAACUCCUGGAUGGCGCAGGGCCCGGCGCCGAUAUGCUCUGACUCUGAGCGCAGCUUGCGUUCCAGCAAUGACAUCCUGCUGCAGGAGGAGAGUCUGGCAAGCAUCAUCAACAAGAUCAACUCUCCUUCCAAGUAUCCGACAAACAUAUCCAGAGACUCCACGGAUGCCUUCACUUACCAGAGUAUCCGACAGGUCACGUCCCAAAGUACAUACGCAGAUUCAUAGCACUUGAAAAGGCACUAGGCCAAAUUCGUUGUAACAGUGUUGGGAUGGAUUGACAUUUUUGUGUACAAUUGAAAGGUUUGAUUUAACAAUUAGAAAAGUACAAGGUCUCGUUUCAGAUGUCCUUUUCACUGUGCUUUGUUCACAAAAUAAGUGGCGGAACAUUUUAGGCUCAGCUUAUAAAAAUAUUUUUAUGUCAAAAUGAUUUAUGCUCAUAAUUAGAACACAAUGUGCGCUGAAAAUUACAGUAAAUUUGUUUCUGUUCUUUUUUUCAAUUUUUUUAAAUUUCUUGUGAAAAAUCCACACUGUUUAAAAACUGUGCCUUUUCAAGGAACCAAUAUUUUGACUGAUGUAUUAUACUUUCCACUGUGUAUUAUAUAAUUUAUGUAUAUUUAGAUGAUGAUUAUUGUGUACUAUAUUUUUUGUGAAUGCCCGUUAGUUUAUCUCCGUGGGCUCCCCAAGAUUAUUCUUAUUCCAGGUGGCUGUGCAUUUUAGGUUUAAUAUACCAUAGUUUAGUGCAAUGAUUUAAUUAAUGUUUUUUUCACAAUUGCAUCGAUGCCAAUGACCUUGUAACACUGAUUCUUUAAUUUACUAAACACGUUCAAAGUAAUCUUGUUUAAAAUGUCUAUCAACAGAAAAUUUGUUCCUCAGUAUUAAAAUGUGACAUUUGCUUUGCCAAAGCUUUGAAUACAAUGUGCCCCACACUUUUAUGUCAUUUUUAAAUAUAGAAAAUCCACUUAACAUAAUUGGCAAGCAUUUGUAAACUGUAGACUCAUAGUAGUUUUUUUACACUUCACCCUUUAAAGUCCCAAAACAGAGAACCUAAUCUUAGUUAAUUAUAUAACAUUAUUUUAUGAUAUGAGGGCAAUCAAGAAAGCAAGGAAGGUUUUGGAAUAAAAUAAAAAGUUUGUUCAGAAAAAUAAUUAUAAUGCCUACAUUUGAAAGAGCAACUAAAAUACUACUUUUCUAAAUAGGCACUUAUCAUAGCGGUGGAUGAGCAUUGAAAUUUCAUUGUCGUAGAAUUCCGCUGCCUGCGAGCUGAGCCACCUAGUGAAAUGCAACUGGAGCUGCUUGUCAUUAACAAAGUGCUGUGCUGCUUACCAAGUCAAUUCUGGGAAAUAAACUGAACUGUAGGGUAGUUGCUAAUUGAAUGAUUGAAGAUUUUGUGUGCAAUUGGAAUUUUCCGCAUGAGGUCAGGCAUUGUAAUGCAAAAACAAAAUGUUGGACAUCAACUUCAGUAUAGCCGUUUUGAAACUGAAAGCACUAUAUCUUUUCAUUUAUCAAGUUGUUUCCGUACAACUCCGCAGACUUGACAAUAAAAAAGUGUAUAGGUUUUAAGGUUAUGACUGCACCUCACAACUAGUGAGAUUUUCAAUUGCUGCAAACUUUUAACACAGUAAUAUUGCAACAAAGUGUAACACAAAGACAUUUCCACAGUCACUGAGGAGGUGAAAACGUCUGUACUCUGUUCAGAGUAAAUGUUCCUUACUUUCUGAAUAGCCCUCAUACAUGAGACAUCGUUAAGAUUUUAACUGGAUAUCUUUUCAGCUUUUAGGUUUGAUUCAAUUUGGUAUUGUGUUUGAAGCAAUUUGUCAACUAACUUUAAGCUACAAAAUUGUAUUGAUUUAGAGUUGAUUUGUUAAAAAAUGGAGGUGUUACUUUUGCCUUGCUUUUACCAUUAGAUAGGCAUAACAACACAUCAUUUCACCUGGUUAUUAAUAUUCUUACCAGCCAUUGCUUUUAAUAUUUGGGCUAUCCAUUUAGCCAAAAAUAGUUACUGUAUGUCCAAAAAUAGCCCCUUAAAUAAAAUCUACCACAAAUAAAAAAAUAAAUCAAGGUUAAAAAUGUUAAAAUGUUUUAUAUUUGAACUAGUAAUUAAAGAAACAAACUGGUAAUGUUUGAGAGGAUUAUGGAGAGUUGUAUUUAAAAUAAAUAAAUUACCAAUGUGGUCACAUAAAUAAACAAGAAUACAUUUUUCCUUGAAGAUUAUUAGCCAGUAAAUAAUAAUCUCAAACAGCUUCAUAAUUAAAAAUGGAACACAGACCGUAAAAACUGCAAAACAUUAUACAUUUAGAACUAGAAGUAUAAGAACUAUGUGAGCUUAUUUAGUUACCGGCAGUAAAAAAUUAAUGGCUUGAUGACAUUCCUAACUUCCUAAACCUAAAACCUUCCUAUACUAUAUGCGUAUUUUGUUUGGUUGAGUAAUUUUACCAUAAAAAACAGAAUAUGAAAUUACUAUUAGCUAAGUUCGUGGUAUUGUAAUGUUAAAAAAAAUUAUGAAAUAUGGUUUUGUAUAACAACUUAAUUCCACAAAUCUCAUUUAUAGUUUGGUUUUGUAAAA